This is a messenger RNA of Linum trigynum, 3069 nucleotides long. Lineage: Eukaryota; Viridiplantae; Streptophyta; Magnoliopsida; Malpighiales; Linaceae. The record is from the annotation of a GenBank genome assembly.
CUGUUGGAUCGUAUUUAUUGUUUUUUUAUCAUCAUCAACAUCAGUACGGUAUACAAAAGUAUUAUAGGGAAACUCUUGUCAGUCAAUUUUUAUGUUGUUAAACUGAUAAUUCGGGAUGAUACCGGUUAAAUUCGAUGGUGAUAUGAUGUCAAGUAAAUUUAUUUUUAUAUAUUUUAUUUUAACAACAUUACCGAGGUACACUAUUUGUUGAACCAUUCGCAUAAGCUAUUUGACCAACUAGCGGGCUUCAAAGUAAAUGUUAAAAGAAAAUACUGUAUUAUUACUUAGGUUAAUACUUUAAAUUGGUCUGAAUUGUACAUUAAUAGAUUAAGUCGGUCAGUUGUUUUUUCAAAUAUCCAUUCUGACCUAUACUAUUUAGUAUUUACUAUAUAGAUAAAUUUGGCCGAAUUUAUAAGUUGAAAGAGAAUAAAAAAAUCCUAUUUUUUUGGGUGUCGCUCUUAUCUAUGAUGUUUUUUUAUGGUUCUUAUCUAUGAUGUUGGUAUUUAUCAUAAUAAUAAUAAUAAUAAAUUUAUAUGGUAAAAGUGUCCAGUGUGUUACGUUGGGCAGAGUCUGAAACGAUGUAGCACCUUUUUUGGGAUUGUUCAGUCGCUGUAGAUCUCUGGGAUUAUUCAGGCUUGGAACACUUGGGCCAUCGUUUACUGAGACAGACCUUUCCGUUUUUUCUCAAGAAGUGUUUGCUUCGGAUGACUCACCCAGCUCAAAUCAUGGCUCUGGUGGUAGGGAUGACAACAAAAUCCGAACCCACGGGUACCCUAACCGACCCAACCCGGUCAAUGCGGGUAAAACCAGUGUUGACGGGUUUUGGGUCGGGUUCGGGUUUACACCCGUUCACUAUUCCCCGGGUUGGGUUUGGGUUUAGGUAUACCCGCCCCAUGGUACCCGCCCACACUCAUAUAAUUAAUUUUCCGGUAUAUUUAGUAUUCUAAGUUACUAAUCUUCUUUAUGUUUGUGGAGACAUAUCUAUUUUUUUUUUUUAAUUUCUAAUUGUGUAGAAUGAAGUUGAUAUCAUUGAGUGGAGAGUGAAGAAGCUUAACUGACAAUGAGGAAGAAGCUUUCAAUUAAUCAUGUUGUUUAUGGAUAAUUUGUGAUUUGCUUCAAUUUCUUGAGUUUUCUAGAUUGGUGUUGAACAAUUUGUAUGGUUAAUUUGUGAUUUACUUGAAUUUUCUAGAAUGGUGUUUUAUAUAUGGAUAAUAUGUGUUGAGAGAUUGAUAUUUGACUUUUAUAUUGAUAGGAACUUGUUAUUGUGAAUUUUUUAUGACAAAAAUUCAUGGGUACCCAUGAACCCGCGGAUACCCAACGGGUUGGGUUGGUUUGAGUUUUCCAAACCCAGUAGAUUUUACGUCGGGUUUUUUCACGGAUAAACCCAUGGGUUUGGGUUUGGCAAAACUCGAACCAAGCGACCCAUUGCCAUUCCUAUCUGGUGGCCCUCUUGUGGCGUAUUUGAAAAUUUCGUAACUGGGCUGCCUUUGAGGGCAAGCAAUUUACAAUUCCUCAUUUACUGCGUCAAUACCAUUAGCAGCUUCAUGAAUGGAAUUCCUUGCCAGAGGAUCCACUCGUUCCGGUAUGGGUAUCGCCAAGCCACAAUCGGAGGGAGGGGACCUUGCCUCCUAUCGUCUGUAUGUGGGAUGGAGCGGUGAGUGUUGGCUCACAUUCAGCGGGCCGGAGGGCUGGUGGUCAAGGACGGUGGUGGUAAUGUGCUUUUUGGCUAAAGGUGUGUCUUUUCCAAGCAUUGUGGAUCCUCUUGUGGCUGAGACUCUGGUAUUCCGUGAGGCAAUCCAAUGGUGCCAGGCUCUUGGUUUUCCCCCAGUUAUGUUUGAGAGUGAUGCAAAGGUGCUCAUUGAUAAGGUUAAUGCCAACGAUGCGCAGGAUGGUCGUGUUGCGGCUAUUAUGGAGGAAAUUGUGAAUUUGCUAGCUAUGAAUGGUGGUUUCCAGGUUAGGUUCGUAGGUCGGAAUAGCAAUAAGAUAGCCCAUUCUGUAGUUAGAAAGACUCCGUCUUUGUCUCCGGCCUCGUGUCGAUUGUACGAAUUUUGUGUCUGGGUUGGUUCCCAGAUGUAACUUGUGAGCUUUACUUAAUCAAUAUGAUGAUUUUUUUUUUUUUUGUAAAAAAAAGUGCGGUAGGUGACGGCUAUACAAUAACCUUCCCCUAACUGGAUCGGAUUCCAGCAUUAUCUAGCAUAUAUUAACCCCCACAAUGGCAAGAAGUGCCUAGUUCUAUACAUUUCAUAUAUUUUCAUGAAAAAGAAAAACAAAUAGAUAAUUACGAAGGCAAAUCACAUCUUUAGUUUACUAAUAUUUAGAGAUGACAAAAAAGACUUCUUAUUUGGGCAUAGCUCAAAACUCAUUUUAGUAUGGGUCAGAUGUAUGCACUAACAUGCUCACUGUAUAAAAAUACAUAAAAAUUGCUCAUCAUACAUAUAAAAUGAAAUCAUUCAAACAAAUUUUUAUAUUGGGGUUUUCAAUAAUACAAUUGGAAUUGAGUGUCUGUGAGUUGCGACUAUCCAUAAUGUUCUGAGUGGUGUCAUUGUUUUCUUAUACGAGUGGAGUGGUGUACAAUUUGGUGGAUAUGAUUUAUACGUAUAAAUUGAACGUUGGAUAUUUUUUUAAGGGUUUAGUAUUAAUAUAUUUGUCAGGUGAUUAAUGUGGUGGGCACGUACGUGUAACUUCUUUUAUGGAAACAUCUCACUAUUUAAUUUCGUUGUUGUUGAACUCGGUGACAAAAGUUACUCAUUCAGCCUGCCUAGGGCAAAACCUGCCUUGAUUCCUAUGGGUUUACCAAGUAGAUACUAAUAAACUACAACAGUGAGAAAUGAAGAGGAUGUGAAUCGUGUAUAGGGGUGGGCAACGGGAAAUGAGUAUUUGGGUAUACUCAUACUCGUCCCGCUUUUUUAGAGUUCCGUAAUAUUUAUUAUGAGAUGAGACUUGGGAUUAAAAAUUUUCACAUUGGGUACCCGCGGGAUACCCGCUAAUACCCAUAUGGAUAGUAUGGGUACCCGUAAACCCAUCCAUCGCAUCAAUGAUUUGAUCAUCAAAUGAAGUGCAUAGACGCUU